Molecule: messenger RNA, 4358 nt
Organism: Drosophila pseudoobscura
Lineage: Eukaryota; Metazoa; Arthropoda; Insecta; Diptera; Drosophilidae
Exons: 6
Coding region: 2852-4255 (467 amino acids)
Cellular component (GO): plasma membrane
Molecular function (GO): protein binding
Source: RefSeq, a predicted model, not a curated record
CUCUCACUUCCUCUUACCGUUCAUUAAAAUGGGGCAAAAAGUAAUCAUUGAAAUGCCUACCUGGGAAGGGAAGGAAAGGGAUCACGAAGUGACCUUCAUAGCCGCCGAAAGUUUGGCCAUGUUGAGUGGCUAAUGCGCGGCAUUCAAGGUCGGCUCGAAGCUGUACGGAACAACACGUAAAAUCCCUAGUUCAGAAAAGUCUCCCUGUUUAGUAAAAAUACUCUCUGCUUAAACGAAAUACGAAAGGUAUAAACGGAACAACUGGUGUCAGAAGUGUCAGUUGUGAGAAUGCUUAAAUAUAGCUAAAAGAUGACGAAGGAAUUGCCCAAGUGGGGCUUACCGAUGGAAGAGCAGUCUUCUUGGAUUCUUGGAUGAGCAAGACCUGUGGCGGACAACGGCCAAUUGAUAGCAAUGCUGCAACAGUUGAUGCUGGUCAAGGUUCUGAAGGAUCAAGGUGACCAACAGCAACAGGCAGACGGUGAAUGGAAGUGAAGGAUCAAAGUGAAGCUCAAUCAAAGAAAUUAUAAGCCAUGGUGCAGCGAGCACAAUGGUUUCUGGCCUCGACUUGGACACAAACUUUCCGUGGAUGUCGGGCUGGCAGAGGCAUCCAGGAGACCAUCAGGGAGCCAUUUCUCUUCCAACAGUCUUGUCAUAACUGUGAUUGAGCUUUAUCUAGAUCCUUUACCUGCUGCUGCAACAGGAUCUGUGGCUGUUGGUCACCUUGAACAUACUAAAUUUAUCAAAGUGAACGCACCUGCUAAAAACUGCAAAAAAAAAACAACCAAAAAUAUUAAAAAUAUAAAAUUUGGCUGGACCCACCCAACCAAAACGUUUGGUUUAUUGAUCUCGCCCUAACAACAAGGAAAAUUUCAGGAUCACCAGGGUUGGCAGAUAACGGAUGUAAAUGGAGCUGUAUCUUAAAGAAAAACGCAGACCACCAAAUUGGUCCUCCAACUCCCAAGGUUCUCCUGCAGAACCGCAGAUUGAUACGAACUAUGGAUAGCUCAGGUUCUUAUGCAACUGCAGAGGUUAGUAGCGGUCCUCACAAAGGCAGUAGCAGGUAUCCUGCAAUCCCUUGACCAACUGCGUAACGGAGGUAUACUCCUAACCUCGCAGUCACUCUAAAAACCAUAAUGCUGUCGGACCUAAGGAUCGGAUUCUAGAACGCCCGUAGCCUGUAUCAUAACACUAUUGAGCUGCCUUUAUUUUUACAGCGUUAUAAUAUUGACAUCAUGUUAGUGACUGAAACCUACCUUUACCCAGGGAAAAACUACACGCUCCACAGAUACAGGUGUUAGAGUGUUACACCCAUCAAACAAGGCCAGAGGAUGAGCACCUGUACUCGUUCGGAGGGAUAUUUGACACUAUCAACCUCAGCUCCGACCACCUGCCUCUCAUUGCUUCCUUAUCGACUACUCCGCAGACAAUCCCAGCCAUGACGAGGCUGAAACCCAACUUAAACUCGCAACUCUUACACACAUAUUUAAGGACCGCUCAGGAUGUAGAUGCUGCAGUCGAUACUCUUGUGACCAAAGUCUGUGACGCUUCUGCAUCUGCUACCACCUGCGGCCCUCAAGGCAGUCGAACUUCACAGACUGGAAACCACAGAGGAGGCGCUUCAAGCGAGAUCAUAGGGGUUCUUCCGCUCAAGAAACGACUUAGGCGCGAGUACAUAUGCACCAGUAACCCGCAGGUCGACAGAGUCUACAGGGGAGUGGCUAACCGGGUAAUGAAGAAAUUAACAAAACAGAAAACCAAGGCCACGGAUAGACUGCUUUCGCAGGCCAAAGCAGACGGACACUCCCACAUACGUCCUUUGGAAUCUGACAGCAUGCUACAAGAGGAAACUUAAACCUCGCUUUCCGGUACGGCUGACUGCUCAUGGGCAAGCACGAGAGACUGCUCGCCAAGAUCAUAGUGAUGCUCAAGCCUUAGCUGUAUGAAGCUAUCAAAAACUUUCUAAUGGAGAGGACCGUUCGCGUAGUCCAGGAUGGUGCAGCUUCAUUGACCAAAUUCAUCAAGGCGGUAGUCCUGCCUGAAGGCAAGAGUUCUUCUUCGACCUUGUUUACACACAUUUUUUUUUAAAUCAUCGUAGUUUUACCUUUGACUGUUGUAUAAGUUGCUCUAACAGUAAAAGCAAACUACCUAAUUGUAUCCGUAAUAAUAUUUUUCAUUCAAAUAAAAUUUACACAAAAAGACUUGAAUCGCCUCAACUUGAUCUAACUUAUCUAUAUGAUCUAAAUCGACUUCAGAAUAAAUAACUUAUCUAUCUUUUAUCUAUCUUAAAUUCGUAAAUGUGUCUGUUUAUGCUCUUUCUUUGUGUGGCAGUGAAUAUUUAGCAGGUUCCUUUAACAAAUUACCAUCGCAUUGCUUGAAGGUUCAAUGUCGCUACACCUGCUUUAACGGCCAAGAUAAAGAAAUCGUCAGCGAUAUUCAGUACGCCAUAUCCAAUUCUAAUCAUUCAGAUACGUGUGAUGUUAUUGAAGAGCUUCGUCUAUACAACUAUGAAUUUAUUAAUGCAACAGUGAAGGUCGGAUUCUUAUCAACUAUUGGUGAUAAAGUCAAAAAUAUCUAUAUAGCUAUCUCAAAUAUCACAGUUAUUGAGAGAGGUGCUUUUGGUGGAGGUAUCUUCAAUAACAUUGUUCUUGAGGAUCUUAGGCUGAAAGAGAUUACUAAUGGGUUUUUUAAUAACAUCUCAGAAGAUUUAAAGGGAAUUUCUAUUACUCAGCGGGAAGAAUCCGUACAAUGUAUAUAUCCAAAUUUUCUCGACAAUGUAAAAUUUCAAAUUGAGCACUUAGUAAUACGAGUAGGACUACAAUGUGUAAGAAAUGUCACAGCUCAUGACCCUGUAAUGGGAUUACUCGCCUUUGUUGACUUCAGCUACAACAACUUCAGUACCAAAUUACUUCAAGACACGUUCAGUAAACUAACCAUGGUUGAACGGUUAGUUUUAUCGAAUUCAAAUAUCAAUUACCUACCACAAUAUAUUUUCCAAGGAAUGGAGUACUUAGAGUUCUUGGAUAUAUCACAUAAUAAACUGAAAACACUUUCAAAGACCAUAUUUGGAAUUCGUAACGUGGCACAAAAUGUACGGAUUCUAGCCAACGCUAAUUUAUGGCAUUGCGAUUGUGCACUACAACAUGAAAUGAACUUAAUUUUUGCGUACCAUUCGUCAACAUCGUCAAUGUAUUGCUGGUCUCCAGAGGUAUUCAAGAACUGCUCGGUAUUUGAUGACCGAUUUUGCGAUAGCAAGGAUACCGAAGAAUCCUUAGAAGCUGUCGCAACCACGAUGACAGCACCAGCAAUCACCUCACAAAACUCAAUCAUGAAAUCAACGGAAAGUCCAAUAUACAUACCAACACUGCCGACAUCAGCCACAGUACCUCCUAACGAACUUGUAGCACUGGAAUGUCUCGCACAAAAUCAGACUAGUACCAAGACACAGGAAAAUAUUAGACAACAUUUAUGGUGGCCUCAAAUAAAUUUUUUUCCUAAAACCAGCGGACCACUCACCGUUCAAAUUACAGUAGAAUUGGAAGACCUAAACGGUCUUUCUUUUGGAAUAUUUUGGUUUUCAAAGACGACAAAAGAGUACUAUAUGAUGGAGCUUUUUCCUGAGGAGUACGGGUUGGGUUGUUAUUUUACAAUGCCACUGAAAACGAUUGUAACGGACUUAGUGCCUAACGUUGCUUAUACCUUUUGCCUGAUCGACUCUAAUCAAAAUGGCGUAUCACCUUUUAGUUGUAAAUCAGUGCAUAUAAGCGGAAACUUAGAAGUUUAUUAUAAUUCUUGGAUUUCAGAACAUAUCCGCUCAAAUGGUAUGUCAUGGAUGAUCUUGGGAAUCGUGGCAUUUAUGUUUCUAGGAAUAAUAUUUAUGUUUCUAGUACUAAAGCAAAAGCCCAUUUGGUUAAGAGGCAGCAAACGUGUUAUGAAACCGAAGUGCAGCUCUGGUAAUAUAGUCGUCUUGCCUCGAGGCAACACUGUUGAAAACGUAGAGAGACAAGAAGCUAUAAUUUCGGAAAGUAAGCCAAAAAGGCUACUUUCCUGUAUUUCGAGGCAUAACUCUUCUGAUAGUAUUUCCAGUACUCAAAGCUAUAUGAUCGCAAACCUCUACGAAAGCGUACCAACCUAUAUGACAUUGGACGAAGUUUCUGUAACGGUCGAUAAUGGUUAUUUUUUUGUAGAGGAUACACAAAUACCCCACCGUUCAAAACGACUUUCGAGUGACCCUCUCCCAGCCGUACCAAAUAUGUAAACGUAGUUAUAUCAUAUGUUCUGCUUAAUUUUACUACUUUAUUGUGAAAAUGUUCCAAAUGUUAUUUUUUCACUCUUGAAUAUACAUAGUAUAUAAAACAUGA